Macadamia integrifolia is the source of this 852-nucleotide messenger RNA. RefSeq names its product protein PFC0760c-like. NCBI's taxonomy places the organism in Eukaryota, Viridiplantae, Streptophyta, Magnoliopsida, Proteales, Proteaceae. The record is from RefSeq and is a predicted model, not a curated record. Bases 1 to 852 code for a protein of 283 amino acids. The transcript has 3 exons.
AUGGAGAUUUUCCAAUCUAUAUGUUUUGAAUACUAUAAGCGUUUGGAUACAAGGGAAUUUGAUGGCAACAAAGAAUCUGAUAAAGAGCCCAAUGAGGGAGAAAUCAGUGAAGAAGAUGAUGAUGAUGAGGAUGAGAACUUAGAUGACAGUGAUGACUUUAAAGCCUGGAGCAAUGAUGAAGAUGAUGAGUCUGGAUACUAUGUACCUAACGACCCAAAGUCCAUACGCUCUGAAGACUACGAGCAUUUGGAUGCAGGGGAAUUUGAUGUUCAAGUGGAAUAUGAUGAAGAAUCUAGCGAAGAAGGGGAUGAUGACGAUGACCAUGAGGUUGAGAGUGAAGAUGAGAAUGAUAGAGAUGACUUUGAGUCUCAAGGUGAUGAUGAGGAUCUAGGAGGAUAUUCGGUAUACGGAAUCGGAGAGGAUGAGUCGAUAGUUGAUCCCACAUAUGCUAUUCAGUCGGCACUCAUAAUCCACGUGGAAGGGGAAGAUCCGACAUCAGAUUUAGAAGAUAGUGAAAGAUAUGGGAUCACUUUUGAAGGUGAGGGAACUCCUGUGGUAGAACACAUGGCUUAUGUCUAUAAUCGCUUGGUUGACCUCAAACUUGAGGCUGAUGAGAUUGAUCAAAUGUUAGGUGAAAUAGCCAUUAGUGAACAAUGCUAUACUGAGCAGUUGAGAAUCCUUAAAAAAAUAGGGGGACAUGCGACACUUACAAAAAUGGUGGAUACAACAAUUGUGUGGCUUUUGAAUGCAGUUAAGAAGGUGCGACCCAAGGCCUUGACAUUUACGGAGGACCUCGACUUCCCACCCCUAGCAAGGAAGGAGAAUCAGGAGAGGAAAAUGAUCCUAUGGUAG